This is a messenger RNA of Sphaeroforma arctica JP610, 1768 nucleotides long. RefSeq lists its product as hypothetical. Gene Ontology annotation, cellular component: trans-Golgi network. Gene Ontology annotation, molecular function: D-mannose binding; signaling receptor activity. The annotation marks the transcript as partial. The record is from RefSeq and is a predicted model, not a curated record. The transcript has 9 exons. Gene Ontology annotation, biological process: lysosomal transport. NCBI's taxonomy places the organism in Eukaryota, Ichthyosporea, Ichthyophonida.
GGUCGAGGAUGCGGAGAGUAGUGUGAAAUACUACAUCAAUGUAUGCGAGCGUGUGGAUAGUGAUGAUGAUAGCAUGGAGUGUGGGCGUAGUGGGGGGGUCUGUAUGCAGAAGGUGACAGCAGAGGGUACCGCUGAAGAGGCUACUAACAUGGGCGCGGCCAAUGGCAAUGUGUUGUAUGAGAAUGGAAUCAUCGCACUGAAGUACACCAAUGGCGACCCGUGCCCCACCGACAGCACCAAAGAGCGGAGCACGCAGAUUACAUUUGUGUGCAACAAACACACAGUCCGAAAACCCUUGAACACCCCAAAUCCAGGCACAGGACAGCCCCGCCUGGUCCUCAAUGACCUAGACUGCACACUCGGGUUCAUCUGGGAAACUGUGCACGCGUGCUCGGAUGUGGAUGCGAGUGUGGAGUGUGCGUUUACAAGCACGUUCAGUGGCAUGCCGUAUGACCUGUCUCCGUUGACUGAGCCCGAGGGUGCGUGGGAGGUGACAGAUCCAGCGACUGAGUACAAGUACUACCUGAAUGUGUGCCAAGGCAUCAGCAACGUGCACGCGGGGGCCCAGGGCUGCCCGGUGAACGCAGGUGCGUGCGAGACCUCACCCACAGACGACUCCUUCAGACCACUCAACCUCGGCCGUAUAGUGAGCCGUCCCUCAGUGAAUAACGAAGGUCUUGUGGAGAUACGCUACAUGCAUGGCAGUCAAUGCCACGACCAUCACUACCACAGGCAGACCCUCAUACUGUUUGAGUGUGAUGAAAGUGCUGGUAGAGGCGCACCCGAGUUUGUCAGCGAGUCGGAACAUUGCGAGUACGUGUUCCGCUGGAAGACUAAGGCAGCUUGUCCGCUAAGUGCAAGUGUCAUCGACCACUCAGAGAACUGCAAGAUCGAACACCCCGUGACAGGCCAUGUGUACGACCUCACAUCCAUGGCAACAGGCAACCCCUACAGGUUCUACCGUGAUGGGUAUGUAUAUCACAUGUCUAUGUGCGGCCCAUUAAUUGAGACCUUUGGGUGUCCUCCUGGAGUGGCCCUGUGCCAAACAAAAAGGACCAAUAGUGACCCCGAAGGCGAAUACCACGAGCCCUUGGGGUACUCAGCCAAGACAUCUCUUAUGUUUGCCGGAGGUGCCGUGUCCAUGCUCAUGUCCGGGGGCGGUGACUGCCAGGCCCAGCACGAAGGUGUCACGCUACAGAAGAGUGUUGUGGUAAAAUUUGUGUGUGAUCCGGAUAAACAGAUAGGCACACCAGCAAUGUACUCAAUAACCAACACGUGCGAAUACACACUCACCUGGCACACCAAUCUCGUGUGCUACGACCCUGAUAGCGACGUUGAGGCUGUUGAGGAGGCGUGCAAACCCUACACCGACAGCGCCGACGGUCACCGUUACGACCUGUCCAUUCUGAACGACCACAACUUAAACGGUUACGCAAAGGAGUGGGGUGGUUGGGAAGCAAAGCACUCCACAAGCACGCACACCGAGGUGUUCUACGUGUCUGUAUGUGAGCCACUUACUACGGGCAAAUGUGGAGGGGGUGAUAAGGGGGGCGUGGGGGUGUGUAGGGUGGCCGCAGAUGGGACCAGUGAGAGUAUAGGACAGGUGCAGGGCCAGACGAUGAGUGUGACGAGUGACGGACAGAUUGAGUUGUUGUAUACGUCGGAUACGCCGUGUGGGAGGGAAGCUGUCAUGCGUCGAUAUGCGGCCAGUUAUCCCGUAGGUCGUAUAUUCUGUCGCAAAUUGGUUGACGACAUGCGGCUAGUAUAG